AUGAGUCAUUUCGUCCUUGUGACUUAUCGUAAUGCCUUUGCCGCGGCCGCUAUUGCACCUUUCACCCUUCUCUCCGAGAGGCCUGUGAUCGAUCAGAACUUAUAUUAUGCUGGUCUUAAACUCACUUCACCGACGUUUGCUGGCGCCGUCACGAACAUCGUGCCCGCUUUGACCUUUAUCAUUUCCAUAAUUUGCAGGAUGGAGAAGGUGGAGAUGAGAAAAGUAAGAUUCCAAGCAAAAGUGGUGGGGACAUUAGUGAUAGUAGUUGGAGCCAUGUUGAUGACACUAUUCGAAAGCCCUUUAAUCAACUUUCUCCGGUCUCACCUCAUAGGUGAUGCUUCGUCGCCGGCCGUUGAGGACUACCUCAAGGCCACCGUCUUCCUCCUCAUCGCCUCAUUUUCUUGGGCUUACUUCUUUGUUCUUCAGGCGGCUACGUUGAAGAGGUACUCAUCUCACCUUACAUUAUCUACAAUGGGUAUAAUGUCGUCGGGGAUAGCGUAUUAUGUUCAAGGGGUGACGACGAAGAAAAAAAGCGCUGUUUUUGUCACUGCUUUUAACCCUCUUAUUGUAAUAAUCGGAUCCAUCAUUGGCUUACUUAUACUCGGCCAAAGAUUAUACCCUGGCAGGGUUCUUGCAAUGGCGAUAUUAAUGGUGGGAGUGUGUGUGAUUCUGUGGGGAAAGGAAGGGGAUGAAGAAGAGAACAGUGAGGAUACAUUUGUAGAAUUUAUUAAAGGUUGUAUAGGCUGUAGAAACAAUAUGCCAAGAAUUGAUGAGGAGGUAGAUGUUGAAAUGGGGAAAGCUAAAAUGGUGGUGGAUUUGUUGUAG
Eruca vesicaria subsp. sativa (arugula) is the source of this 825-nucleotide messenger RNA. Lineage: Eukaryota; Viridiplantae; Streptophyta; Magnoliopsida; Brassicales; Brassicaceae. The record is from the annotation of a GenBank genome assembly.